This is a messenger RNA of Cylicostephanus goldi, 519 nucleotides long. NCBI's taxonomy places the organism in Eukaryota, Metazoa, Nematoda, Chromadorea, Rhabditida, Strongylidae. The record is from the annotation of a GenBank genome assembly.
GAGGGGCCACCUGGACCACCUGGACCUCCUGGACCCCCAGGAGACGCCGGAUCUGAUGGCGCACCUGGAUACGCUGGAUCUGGAGCAAACCCUGGACCACCUGGUCCAAAAGGUCCACCUGGACCUGAUGGAAAUCCUGGGAGUCCUGGAGCACCGGGAUCGCCUGGACAGGAUGCGAUUACAUCUCCACCUACUCCUGGAGCGCCAGGACCACAAGGACCACCCGGACCAGCUGGAAACCCUGGUCCUGAUGGUCGACCUGGAAACGGCGGAGGCAAUGGGCAACCGGGACCGAAAGGUCCACCUGGACCACCGGGCCAGCCUGGAUUCGAUGGAAAUCCUGGACAACCUGGACCACCAGGAAACUCCGGUGGAGAUGGCGAAAGGGGAAUCUGCCCCAAGUACUGCGCCAUUGAUGGAGGCAUCUUCUUUGAAGAUGGAACUCGUCGCUGAUUGUUUCGCAGUACUUAGACAAACGCUAGAAAUUAAAUGUUUCAAAAAAUCUCUUGAGUUGUAGAG